AUAACUCGUUAAGUUCAUCAUCAUGUUUAACCAUAAAAUUGUGGUAGUUGGUGACGGUGCUUGUGGUAAAACGUGUCUGUUGAUUUCCUUCACGAAAAAUGACUUUAACGAAGACUAUGUACCGACAAUAUACGAAAUACAAAGUAAAGAAAUUAAGGUCGGGGAUAAGGACUGUUUUUUAAGACUGUGGGACACUGCUGGAGAAGAAGACUAUGAUAGAUUAAGACCAUUAAGUUAUCCCGGGACAGAUUUAAUACUUAUGUGUUAUAACAUCGAAAAUCCUGACUCUUUAGUGAAUGUAUACAUGAAGUGGGCUCCCGAAGUAAAGCACUUUUUGCCCAACAAACCGAUAAUAUUGGUAGGAAAUAAACUAGACCUAAGAAGUGACCCAGAAGUAAUAACUAGUUUACUCAAACACGGGAAAAAACCUGUCACGAAUAAAGAAGGCUACAAGGUGGCGAAAAAAAUUGGUGCCAUCAACUUUUACGAAUGUUCCGCUAAAACCAUGUUUAACGUGCGCGAAAUUUUUAACUACGCCGCCGAGUAUUUAAUGUUCCAAACGCCCCGAGCUAUAAAUAAAAGAGUGUGCGAAAUUCUGUGAUUUAAAACAAAUUGACAUUUAUUGGGCUGUGAAAAAUCUCAUGCAAAAUUUUUUAUACUUUUAUAAUUAUUAAAUUCUAUACCGAAACUUCGAUUCCUGCUAUGAUACGUCCUUUGGACGGUAGAUGGUACUAAUUACCUCUCACCGCUGUCGCUGCACCUGUUGCCUAUAAAGGGCGACCUGUGGCGAGUGUGCUUACAGAAACAGGCAAAUUUUCACAAUGUUUUUUAUGUUUGUAUUUGUCUAGUAGACAAUGUCUACCCGAUUGUAAAGGCAAGAAAAUUUUAAUCAUUUUUGGCAUCUUUGAUUUCUCGAUAUUUCACAAAACUCAUUUCUAACACUUACGACGUUGUUCCAGCAUAGGAUUUUGUUAAUUUAUUUAACACUGUAAAAUUAAUGUGUAUAGUUUUAUUAGCGG
This is a messenger RNA of Brassicogethes aeneus, 1019 nucleotides long. Lineage: Eukaryota; Metazoa; Arthropoda; Insecta; Coleoptera; Nitidulidae. The record is from the annotation of a GenBank genome assembly.